Messenger RNA from Diaporthe batatas, 1230 nucleotides. RefSeq lists its product as uncharacterized. The record is from RefSeq and is a predicted model, not a curated record. The transcript has 4 exons. Lineage: Eukaryota; Fungi; Ascomycota; Sordariomycetes; Diaporthales; Diaporthaceae. The coding region runs from base 22 to 1077 and encodes 351 amino acids.
GUCUGGAAACCUACACUCAUCAUGGGCUGGUACGAACAACUAAUUGCAUUAUUCGUGUUAUUCCUCACGAUAAAUACACUCACAGUUGGCAUGCGCCUGUAUACACGCAUCAUACUUACAAAGGGAGCAUUCGGCUGGGACGAUGUCGUCCUUUUGUUCACCCAUGCAGGAAUGAUAACAUUCGUGGGACUGUCAUUGCAGUCAUUACAUUACGGAAAAUAUGGCACGAGGGAAGCAUCAUGGUACGAUGAGACGAAAGCCAGCACCUAUUACUUUGCAAUGUGUGUCGUCUGCUUCAUCAUCUCCGGUACCGUAAAGAUCAGCGUUGCGCUCGUCCUCUAUCGCCUAGACAAGCGUACGCUCUACCGCGCGAUCAUUAUCGGCGACAUCGUCUUAUGCUGCAUCUGGACCCUCUUCACGACACUCAUUGUCUCUCUGGCAUGCAUGCCUGGGAGCCCAUAUCAAGGGUCUCUCAGUACAACGACGUGUCACAAUAUCACGUAUUCGCGAGAAUCUAUCUGGAUUGCUUACGAUGUCUUCCACGUCGUGUUACCUUUCUUCAUCCUACGCAAUGUUCAGAUAAGUAAAGGUUUGAAAUGGAGUGUUAUUGGUUUAUUCAGCCUCGGAACACUUGCCGCCAUCGCUGCUGCUAUGAAACUCAAAAUCGUUUAUGAAGGUUCUCAUUCUCAGGUCCAAAUCGGCUACAUUACGGGAGGGUACAAAGCCAUGCUGUGGUCGACCGUGGAGCACGGACUAUCUAUUUUCGCCAGCUCCCUCCUUGCCCUCCGCCCACUGAUGAGGCUGGUGCCCCAGGGAUGGAGGACGCUCGUGGACAGUCUUUACGGUAGCAGGAACACCGCUUCAUCAGGUCAAAGCAGCUCAUUGCCAAUUUCUAAGAAGUCAAACUGGUCCAACGCAAACGAGUCAACCGAGCUAGGCAGGAUCGGUGUCCACAAUUCAGUCACGGUACGCUCUGAGACUCCUGACUGCAAUGCUCUGAACUCGAAGACUGGAUACCAUGCAGAGGUGCGUGGUAGUAGUUUUGAGAGCAGUAACAGGCUGGUUCAGCGGGAUUAGAAAAUGCAACAACAGCAAGAUCGGGGACGAUCGAGGGCUUCGUUUCGGAAGCAGGACUAUGAAUUGCUGCCUUUGCGCAGUCAUUGUGAUACACCAAAAGUCGGGUCUUGACCAAUCUUUUUCGGUGCGCUCGUUAGUGUCACUGGGACUGGC